UGAGUGUGAAACUUCUUUAAAAUUCUAUUUAGCGGCAUAGUUCUGACAUUCUGGGUUGCAGGACUGGGCUACUGGGAUCCUGGACAUACGUGAAGCUCCUGUGAACCCAGUUUUCAGGAAAGAGCAAUGGAGAUUGGAUGGACCUGCAAUCGGAGACAAAGGCAAGUCCUAGUUUUCUUUGUUUUGCUGAGCAUGUCUAGGGCGCGCGCCGAGUUGGGGCCCUAUUCAGUAGUGGAAGAAACGGAGAGAGGCUCCUUUGUGGCAAAUCUAGGAAAAGACCUGGGGUUGGGGUUGACAGAGAUGUCCACUCGGGGGGCCCGGAUCAUUUCCCAGGGAAACAAAGAGCAUUUGCAGCUCAAGGUACAGACUGGGGAUUUGCUCAUAAAUGAGAAACUAGAUCGAGAGGAGCUAUGUGGUCCCACUGAGCCUUGCGUACUACAUUUCCAAGUGUUAAUGGAAAAACCCUUAGAGAUAUUUCAGGCUGAACUGAGGGUGAAAGACAUAAAUGAUCAUUCUCCCAUGUUCACUGAGAGAGAAAUGAUUCUAAAAAUACCGGAAAACAGUCCUCUAGGAAUUGCAUUCCCUCUGAGUAAUGCUCUGGACUUGGACGUAGGAAGCAACAAUGUUGAGAACUAUAAAAUCAGCCCCAACUCCCAUUUCCAAGUCCUAACCCGCAAUCGCAGUGACGGCAGAAAAUACCCUGAACUGGUGUUGGACAAAGAACUGGAUCGGGAGGAGGAGCCUGAAAUCUUAUUAACCCUGACAGCGAUGGAUGGCGGCUCUCCGCCUCGAUAUGGGACCGCCCAGGUGCGCAUUGAAGUGGUGGACAGCAAUGAUAAUGCCCCAGAGUUUGGGCAGCCCUUCUACAGGGUGCAUAUUCCUGAGAACAGCCCUGUAGGCUCCCUGGUUGUCACCGUCUCUGCCAGCGAUUUAGACAGUGGAGUCUACGGAAAAAUAUCAUACACACUCUUUCAGCCUUCAGAAGAUAUUAGCAAAACUUUGGAGGUAAAUUCUGUGACAGGAGAAAUUCGACUGAGAAAACAAGUAGAUUUUGAAACAGUUCAGUCUUAUGAAGUGGAUAUCAAGGCCACUGAUGGGGGAGGUCUUUCGGGAAAAUGCACUCUUCUCCUGCAGGUGGUGGACAUGAAUGAUAAUCCCCCAGAAGUGACCAUAUCCGCACUCACCAGCCCCAUCCCAGAGAACACGCCUGAGAUUGUAGUUGCCGUUUUCAGUGUUUCAGAUCCUGACUCCGGGGACAACGGGAAGACUAUUUCCUCCAUCCAGGAUGACCUUCCUUUUCUUCUAAAACCUUCAGUCAAGAACUUUUACACCCUGGUAACAGAAGGAUCGCUUGACAGAGAAAGCAGAGCUGAGUACAACAUCACCAUCACCGUCACGGACAUGGGAUCCCCCAGGCUGAAAACCCAGCACAGCAUAACCGUGCUGGUCUCCGACGUCAACGACAACGCCCCGGCCUUCACCCAAACCUCCUACACCCUCUGGGUCCGCGAGAACAACAGCCCCGCCCUGCACAUCGGCAGCGUCAGCGCCACAGACACAGACGCAGGCGCCAACGCCCAGCUCACCUACUCGCUGCUGCCGCCCCAAGACCCGCACCUGCCCCUGGCCUCCCUCGUGUCCAUCAACGCCGACAACGGCCACCUGUUCGCCCUCAGGUCGCUGGACUACGAGGCCCUGCAGGCCUUCGAGUUCGGCGUGGGCGCCACGGACCGCGGCUCGCCGGCGCUGAGCAGCCAGGCGCGGGUGCGCGUGCUGGUGCUGGACGCCAACGACAACUCGCCCUUCGUGCUGUACCCGCUGCAGAACGGCUCUGCGCCCUGCACCGAGCUGGUGCCCCGGGCGGCCGAGGCGGGCUACCUGGUGACCAAGGUGGUGGCGGUGGACGGCGACUCGGGCCAGAACGCCUGGCUGUCGUACCGGCUGCUCAAGGCCACGGAGCCGGGGCUGUUCGGCGUGUGGCCGCACAACGGCGAGGUGCGCACGGCCAGGCUGCUGAGCGAGCGCGACGCGCCCAAGCACAGGCUGCUGGUGCAGGUCAGGGACAAUGGCGAGCCGCCGCGCUCGGCCAGCGUCACGCUGCACGUGCUGCUGGUGGACGGCUUCUCCCAGCCCUACCUGCCGCUGCCCGAGGCGGCGGCCGAGCAGGCGCGGGCCGACCCGCUCACCGUCUACCUGGUCGUCGCGCUGGCGUCGGUGUCGUCGCUCUUCCUCCUGUCGGUGCUGCUGUUCGUCGCGGUGCGGCUGUGCAGGAGGAGCAGGGCCGCGUCGCUGGGUGGCUGCUCGGUGCCCGAGGGCCCCUUUCCGGGCCACCUGGUGGACGUGAGUGGCACCGGGACCCUGUCCCAGAGCUACCAGUAUGAGGUGUGUCUGAGGGCAGGUUCAGGGACCAGCGAGUUCAAGUUUCUAAAACCAAUUAUCCCCAAUCUCUCAUCCCAGAGCAGAGGAAAGGAAGUGGAAGAAAAUCCCUCGUUUAGGAAUAGCUUUGGGAUUUAAUUAUUGACAGGAACCUAUAUAAUAAAGACAUUUCCUUCUAAUAUUUUUUUGUUGACUAAUUAAUUUUUGGUCCACCACCACCCAUAAGGUAAUAUUUAAUUUUCUCUAUUUGAUUCAUCCUCAGUUUCCAAUUUUAUGCUUAACUUCACAAGUUUCCUUUUCUUCCUAUUUUAGCCCAAGAAAGUAU
This is a messenger RNA of Equus caballus (horse), 2701 nucleotides long. NCBI's taxonomy places the organism in Eukaryota, Metazoa, Chordata, Mammalia, Perissodactyla, Equidae. The record is from RefSeq and is a predicted model, not a curated record.